Molecule: messenger RNA, 2892 nt
Organism: Seriola aureovittata
Lineage: Eukaryota; Metazoa; Chordata; Actinopteri; Carangiformes; Carangidae
Product: tripartite motif-containing protein 14-like
Exons: 6
Coding region: 178-1824 (548 amino acids)
Molecular function (GO): zinc ion binding; protein binding
Source: RefSeq, a predicted model, not a curated record
AGUUUGUUGGAAAUGUGCCAUUGUGUGGUCUCCCUGAGAGUCAAUGGUGUGAAACAGCUACUGGAAGCUAUUAACUCUUCUUUAGUAAUCUGACACUGAGGCCUUUGAAACAUUCAUGAGCAGGAAGGCUGGGAGCACAGAGCACACUGUGCUGCCAUACCAGGUGCAAGCAGAGCUAUGGGGACGGUUGAGGAAAGUUGGAAGUGUCCUGUCUGCCAGGAUUUCUUCACAGAUCCAGUGACGCUCCCAUGUGGACAUGACUUCUGUCUCACCUGUAUCCAGGCUGUCUGGGAAACAGAUGGGCCUAAUGAAGGUCCUUUCUUUUGUCCAGAGUGUCAGAUAUUCCUCCCCUCUGACCUCACUCUGGAGAUAAACACCAGGCUUCAGACCAAAGUAAAGGACUUCACCACUAACAGGCCACCAACAGCACAGCUACAGACAACAGCUCCAAGCAGGGCAACCAAAUCAUCUUCAACCAUCCACUGUGACCACUGCAUAGAGACGCCAGCAGUGGCCAUAAAGACCUGUCUGACCUGUGAUGCCUCACUGUGCCAGGCUCAUGCCCUGCUGCACGAGCAGAGGUCUGCUCUGAGGGAGCACACAGUUGUGGAGGUGACAGGAGAUCCGCUGUCUCUGAAGUGCAGGGAGCAUCGUGAUGAGCUCAAGCUCUUCUGUAUGGAGGAAAGGGUCCCUGUGUGUUGUUUGUGUGUCCUGGUUGGCAUGCACAAGAACCACAAAGCAUCUCAACUCCAUGAUGCCUGCGUACACUUCAAGGGCAUGUUAGAGACCACUAUGAACCAACUGCUGAAGAGGAGAAGCGAAGCAGAACUUGCCAUCAAGGACUUGGAGUCACUGUAUACGCAAACAGUGAAGUCUGCUGCAGAUUUCAGAGAGAGAAUCUCAGACAAGUACAGCAGAAUCCGCGUCGUGCUGGAUGGUGAUGAGCGCCUGAUGAUGCAGAUUAUAGAUGAAGAGGAGACAUACAUGACAGAGUGGCUAGAAGCCCAGAGGGGCAUCAUGGAGGCCCAGAUCAAACAGAUAGAUAGCCUCAGAGCCUCCAGCAAAUCACUCCUACAGGACACAAAUGAUCUGAGAUUCCUGCAGCAAAUCACAGCACAGAAUCUUUGUGAACCUUUGGAUUUAGCACCUAUCCAGGAAGUAGACAGGGUUCUGUGUGAUCCUGAGAAACUGAGAACCGUAGAAAAGCUGGUGGACGAGCUUUCGGUGGCUCUGUCCCAACACUUUCCACGAAUGUGGUCAUAUCUAAGUUCUCCUGCUCUGGACUCCAAGACAGCCCAUCCGAAACUGGAAAUAUCCCAAGACAGGAAGCAAGUGUACUGGAGAAGAGAACCUGUCAGCGAGGAUCUGAGCCCUCAACCAUAUGACUCCCAGUGCAGUGUCCUGGCUCAGGAGAGUUUUACUACUGGCCAGCACUACUGGGAGGUCAUUGUCCAGGAGAAACCCUACUGGCUGAUAGGUAUGACCACUGGACCAGCUGAUAAAAAAGAUGGAUCAAGUCAGAGUUCCUCCAGCCUGGGUGUGACCAACACAUCCUGGUGCAUCUACCAUGGAGAUGGGCAGUACCUGGCAUGUCAUGAUACCCAGGAGAAGCAACUGUCAGUGGGAAAGAGAGUCAGAAAGCUGGGUAUACUGACCAAUCUCCAGAAGGGGGAGCUGUCAUUCUACGAUGCUGAUGCUAUCACCCUGCUUCACUCUUUCUGUGUGCAGUGCACAGAGCCUCUGUACCCCAUGCUAAACCCAUGCAUUGAUGUGAAGGGACUGAACAGGCAGCCUCUUACCUUGUUUUGCAUUAAGGAUCCCUAGGAGUGGCAUGUAAACAGAGAUGGAGAUAUAGAGUGAUCUUGGAGGACAACCUUAAAUGAUACACUGAUCAAACUCUAUAUUUUAUUUCCAUUUUUGGUUAGAUUAAAUCAAACGAUGGAAAUAUCAUACAUGCUUAAAAUCAUGUGUUUGUGUAAAAAAUUAAGCUGUUAAGUAAUAAAAUUAUAGCUGAAGAGUUUUGGUGUUUUAGUCUUCUCUAUAGUCAUAUAGUCAUCCCUAUAAUAACUUUCCAUUGUUUGCAGUUGUCAUGUAACAGUAAAUAUUUUAUCAAGUGGUAUCAGGUGCAUCGCCAAACAGCACUUUUGUUCUGCAGUAAAGUCUAGCUUCUCGUUCAGCGGCUUAGCAGUUCUCAUGUUCGACCUGAUGUAGCCUAGUUCAGGAAGAAAAUGACCCCUGGGUAAACUACUGGCUUGAUCUUUGUACAAUUGUCCCCUCAAGAACAUGUAAGCCUUCAUUCUCACAUGUCAGUGGCCUUACAGAGCUGCUGCCCUGCAGCAAACAAUAGUCAGUGAGGCCAAAUAACAUGAACACUGUAUGUGUAUAGAGGACAUAAGACUUAGAUCUCUUUUUAUUAUUAUUAAUCUUACAGUAUGGUUUUCUCUUUGUACAUUAAUGUUUUAAAACUUUUUGAAAAGAGUAAAAUGAAAACUCUUAUCCACCAAUUUGCUUCUUUUCACUAAGUUCUUUGACUCACUGUUUAUUUUGGGGCUCAUCCACAGAACUUUGCAUUACAUAAUAAGCUUUUAAACAGUGGUGAUGAAAUGUAACCUUGUUUUGAUCUUGUUCAUGAAAACUAGAAUGACACAGGAACCCAUUAUCAUACAUUUUAUCUGCAUUUCUGAUUUUUAGGAUAUUCCAGCACUAUGAGUCUAAUUUUGAUCAGGGGUGUACCUAAUAGUUCUGCCACCCUUGGGCCUGGUGAAGACAUACAGUAAAGACAUGAAGGCACAGAACAGCAAGAAUAUCCCGUCAGAACACUGAUGCAUCUGACCCCAUUUCAACAAGGAAUGAUGAAUUGAGAGACCACUGAUUAAUAUACCGUCUGAUAAA